Messenger RNA from Didymosphaeria variabile, 483 nucleotides. RefSeq lists its product as uncharacterized. The transcript has a single exon. Bases 1 to 483 code for a protein of 160 amino acids. The record is from RefSeq and is a predicted model, not a curated record. Lineage: Eukaryota; Fungi; Ascomycota; Dothideomycetes; Pleosporales; Didymosphaeriaceae.
AUGGAAAACAAUAACGGACCGCUUCUCGGAGCAAAGUUUGGCAUCCCUCCUGAUUCGGCCUUGGACAGAGAAGCAAAGGCUUUGUUCGCCGCUCGUGCCGUGGCCGGCGGCCGCUAUGCAAACGACAACGCCAGACAGGCGGCUAUCACCGAAAUCACGACUUUCAAUGCUGGAGGCUACGUCGUUCCGUGGAAACAAGAACGAGCGGCGCAGCGACCGGCGUUGCCGGCAUGGAUCGCUAGACACUCGGAAAAGCUUGGUGCAUCCAGGGGGUUUCCUACCAAGGGACCACAACAAAACGCUCUGAAUGAUCUCGGUUAUUGGUUGCUGGAGGCAGCGAAAGAGGAUUACAAUUUGGCCAACGAAGGAGUAAUCCAAACAUUCAACGGGUUCUUGAUCAAGGCUGUCAACGACGGUUUCGAUAAGACGGAUGUCGGAGGCACAAUGAACGGUGAGAAAAAUCACGCUGGACUUGUUCCUUAG